CCAGCAUUUCCGCCAGAAAGAGCCUUGGAACAAAGGAUUCAACUGGGGAGGGGGACCGGAGGGGGCACUUUUGAAUGCAUAUUUCACUCUGAAAUUCUUGUUGAUAGAAGAUAUCAACUUUCCCUAGAUCUUGGCUUUUCCUUCUAAAAUGCAAGCUUUGCAAGAAGCAUGAGCCGUGCCAAGCACACAAGUCGGUGUCAGCCUUCUGGGUGCAGGUGAGGAAAACUGCUCUCACCACCAGCUGCACAGCUCGGUGAGCAAGAACCCAUGCUGACCCCUCAGCUGUGGGACUGGACAGCAUGAGGCAUGCUGGGGAAGCCACUAGCUGGAGCUUGGCCAUUCCUGACUGCCCCUUCAUGACACGGGCAGCCACAGGCCACUGAGCCAACAAUGGCCGAAAAAGGCGAUUGUCUUGCCAGCAUCUAUGGGUAUGACCUUGGUGGGCGCUUCACUGAUUUCCAACCCCUGGGCUUUGGUGUCAACGGGCUGGUGUUGUCAGCCGUGGACAGCCAGGCCUGCCGGAAGGUGGCGGUGAAGAAGAUCACGCUGAGUGACACUCGCAGCAUGAAGCAUGCCCUUCGGGAGAUCAAGAUCAUCCGGCGCCUGGACCACGACAACAUCGUGAAGGUGCAUGAGGUACUGGGGCCCCAGGGCACCGACCUGCAGGGUGAACUAUUCAAGUUCAGCGUGGCCUACAUCGUACAGGAGUACAUGGAGACCGACCUGGCACGUCUCUUAGAGCAGGGCACGUUGACGGAGGAGCACGCCAAGCUGUUCAUGUACCAGCUGCUCCGCGGGCUCAAGUAUAUCCACUCUGCCAAUGUGCUGCACCGCGAUCUGAAGCCCGCCAAUAUCUUCAUCAGCACCGAGGACCUUGUGCUCAAGAUUGGGGAUUUCGGGUUGGCAAGGAUCGUGGAUCAGCACUACUCCCACAAGGGUUAUCUGUCCGAGGGGUUGGUGACAAAGUGGUACCGUUCUCCACGACUGCUCCUGUCCCCCAACAAUUACACGAAAGCCAUUGACAUGUGGGCAGCUGGCUGCAUCCUGGCAGAGAUGCUCACUGGGCGAAUGCUCUUUGCUGGGGCUCACGAGCUGGAGCAGAUGCAACUCAUCCUGGAGACCAUCCCUGUGAUCCGGGAGGAAGACAAGAACGAGCUGCUCAGAGUGAUGCCCUCAUUCGUCAGCAGCACGUGGGAGGUGAAGCGGCCCCUGCGCAAGCUGCUCCCGGAUGUGAACGCAGAAGCCAUCGACUUCCUGGAGAAGAUCCUCACCUUUAACCCCAUGGACCGCCUGACAGCCGAGAUGGGGCUGCAGCACCCCUACAUGAGCCCAUAUUCGUGCCCCGAGGAUGAACCCACCUCACAACAUCCCUUCCGAAUCGAGGAUGAGAUCGACGACAUUGUGUUGAUGGCUGCCAACCAGAGCCAGCUCUCCAACUGGGACAGGUACCCCGUGAGCCUGUCCUCCGACCUGGAGUGGCGGCCGGACCGGUGCCAGGAUGCCAGCGAGGUGCAGCGGGACCCGCGGGCCAGCUCGGCGCCGCUGGCGGAGGACGUGCAGGUGGACCCGCGCAAGGACUCGCAGAGCAGCUCCGAGCGCUUCCUGGAGCAGUCGCACUCGUCCAUGGAGCGGGCCUUCGAGGCGGACUAUGGGCGCUCCUGUGACUACAAGGUGGGGUCCCCGUCCUACCUGGACAAGCUGCUGUGGCGGGACAACAAGCCGCACCACUACUCGGAGCCCAAGCUCAUCCUGGACCUGUCCCACUGGAAGCAGGCGGCCGGGGCGGCCCCGACAGCCGCCGCGGUGGCCGCGGAGCCGGGGUCCCGGGAGGACGAGCCGGCCAGCCUCUUUCUGGAGAUCGCCCAGUGGGUCAAGAGCACUCAAGGUGGCCCCGAGCGGGCCAGCCCCACCCCGGACAGCCCUGAACAUCAUCGCCUGUCUGCCUCGCCCCGGGGCCGCCCAGCUCCCGUGGAUGGGGGUGCCAGCCCCCAGUUUGACCUGGACGUGUUUAUCUCGCGCGCCCUGAAGUUGUGCACCAAACCCGAGGACCUGCCGGAUAAUAAACUGGGCGACCUCAAUGGUGCGUGCAUCACCGAGCACCCUGGCGACCUCGUGCAGACCGAAGCCUUCUCGAAAGAAAGGUGGUGAGCGCAGAGGGGGUUGCUCUAGGCACUGCUAAAAGGAGAGGCCACCUCCAGAAAACCGGGCCUGGACACACACGGGAGGCCAGCCCUCUGGGAGCCUCCACCACCUUCUGCUCCCCCAUCUCUCUGCUGCCUCGGGGUGAGCAGAACCUGUGAAGGAUCUGAGGAGCGAGAGAAAUGUCCAUUUCUUAAACUGCCUUAAUAACUAGCC
Molecule: messenger RNA, 2355 nt
Organism: Perognathus longimembris pacificus (Pacific pocket mouse)
Lineage: Eukaryota; Metazoa; Chordata; Mammalia; Rodentia; Heteromyidae
Gene: Mapk4
Product: mitogen-activated protein kinase 4
Exons: 5
Coding region: 391-2148 (585 amino acids)
Biological process (GO): protein phosphorylation; cell surface receptor signaling pathway; intracellular signal transduction
Cellular component (GO): nucleus; cytoplasm
Molecular function (GO): MAP kinase activity; ATP binding
Source: RefSeq, a predicted model, not a curated record